AUGUCUUUCUCAUACCACAAAUCACCUAUUCGACUUUGGUGGCGCCGACAGCAACUAUUUCGUUAUCGACGAAUAUCUUUCAUAUGGUUUAUAUUUGUAUUUAUUUGUAUUCUUAUUGUACCGAAUCCAUUUUCUGCUGAAUAUAGUCGAAUUGCUAUUAAUCAAGAUAUACAAUGGAAUAGUAUCAAUGAAACAUUACAAAUUAAAGAACAAAUUCUUCAAAAUGAAAUAAUAUCAGAUAAUAGUAAAGUUGUUAAACGUGGAAUUAUUGAAGAACAGUCUACGUCUCCUAUUUUAAUUGUUCUUUUUACAACAAUUUUUCGUGAUAAAAAAUUUUGUUCAUUUUCUAUCGAACGUAUUUUUGGUAAAACUUGUCCAUCAAAAAAUCGUUGUCAAUGGUCAUGUGAUCAUGAAAAAUUUCGCGAAGCUGAUGCAUUAAUAUUUCAUGCUUAUGAUAUUCCAUUAUCUCGAGCUCCAAUGCCGAAUCGUUCGGAAACUAAACCAAAUUCAGUUUGGAUUUUAUGGUCAGAUGAACCUCCAACAAUAAUUAAUUAUGGUUUACUUAAAUCUUAUCAUUUCAAUUGGACAAUAAGUUAUAAAUUAAAUAGUGAAAUAUCUAUUGGAUCGUAUGGUUUAUUUAGUAGACGAAUUCAUCCAUUAUCAGAUAAUACAUAUCAAGAUUGGAUAGAAAAAGAAUAUUAUAAUCGAACAAAUGGUGCAUUAUGGUUUGUUUCAAAUUGUCAUUCAAAAAAACGUUUAGAAAUAUUUUAUAAAUUAAAAUAUGCAUCGAAUUUAUUAAAUGAAGGUUAUGGUCGUUGUGUAGAUUAUUAUCCGAUACAUUUAUGUAGUUCAUUUAGUCAAUGUGAAUAUAAUUAUAUGUCAAAAUUUAAAUUUUAUCUAAGUUUUGAAUCAAAUACAUGUCGAGAUUAUAUAACAGAAAAGUUUUAUAAAGCAUUCUAUUAUGGUGUUAUACCGAUUGUAUAUGGACCAAAAAGAAAUGAUUAUGAACGUUUAGCACCAAAGAAUUCUUUUAUACAUAUUGAUGAUUUUCAUGAUGAUAUAGAUAAACUUGCUGAUUACAUGAAAGAAAUUCAUUCGAAUUUAACUUUAUUUUCAAUGUAUCAUCAAUGGAGAAAAAAUUAUGAGGUUAUUAUUGAUGGAAAAGCAUUAGAACGUAUACGAAUGUGUGAAUUAUGUCAACGGUUAAGUAAUUUGCGAAAAGAUGAUAUGAUCUAUUAUGAAAAUAUUGAGAAUUUCUAUAAUGAUGGAUGUCGGUGA
Adineta steineri is the source of this 1278-nucleotide messenger RNA. Lineage: Eukaryota; Metazoa; Rotifera; Eurotatoria; Adinetida; Adinetidae. The record is from the annotation of a GenBank genome assembly.